Molecule: messenger RNA, 564 nt
Organism: Cylicocyclus nassatus
Lineage: Eukaryota; Metazoa; Nematoda; Chromadorea; Rhabditida; Strongylidae
Source: the annotation of a GenBank genome assembly
AUGAGAUCAACCCUGCUUGUCCUAAUUCUUUUUGUGGUAGCAACCUUCGUCUCCUCCUGCGACAAGUUCCAGAAGAAUGUCAACCUGUUUUGCAAAUUUCCUGGUGAAACGGAGCCAUGUCUGACCAAAAAUGCAAAGUCAUUCGAAUCUUCAUGCUGUUCACGCCCAGGAGGUUGUAGCUCAAUGGAAUUCCCCAAGGAUAAGGUAUGCUGUUUCACACAAGCUUGUCUCGAUCGUUGCUAUCCAGGGAAAGGGCAUCGUAUGGGAACUGUCUACUAAAGAUUACUACUUGGAUUGACUACACAGGACAAGAUUUACCAUUUUUUGGAGUUUUCAUACUUAUCGCUUCAGUUAUUUUGCUUUUAUUGUUCCACUUGUUUGUAGUUUUGAUCACAAAUCAGUGUUAAGUUUCAUAGGAAUAAAGUUCUAACUAUUUCACACUAACAUGGUGGCAAAGUUCGCUCCUAAUUAGCUUUAGUGAACUGAAACGAAACCAUGAAGAAUUUUCUCAAGAACAUCAGCUACCUUUUCUAAACUGAGUCCUUUGUGAUCAUCUGACAUGAG